Molecule: messenger RNA, 1092 nt
Organism: Solanum tuberosum (potato)
Lineage: Eukaryota; Viridiplantae; Streptophyta; Magnoliopsida; Solanales; Solanaceae
Biological process (GO): translation; ribosomal large subunit assembly
Cellular component (GO): ribosome; cytosolic large ribosomal subunit
Molecular function (GO): 5S rRNA binding; structural constituent of ribosome
Source: RefSeq, marked provisional
AACGCCGGCGGAGGCUUCAUCGACGAACAACAAUGGCCUUCAUCAAAGUCCAGAAGACCAGGGCUUACUUCAAGCGUUUCCAGGUUAAAUUCAAGAGAAGGAGAGAGGGAAAGACUGACUAUAGAGCCAGGAAUCGUCUGAUCAAUCAGGACAAAAACAAGUACAACACUCCAAAAUACCGUUUCGUUGUUCGAUUCACUAACAGGGACAUAAUUGCACAAAUUGUGUCUGCUAGUAUUGCUGGUGACAUGAUUCUUGCUUCUGCUUAUGCAAGCGAGUUGCCUCAUUUUGGACUUAAAGUUGGAUUGACGAACUAUGCUGCUGCAUACUGUACCGGACUUCUCUUGGCAAGGCGAGUUCUCAAGAAGCUUGAAAUGGAUGAAGAAUAUCAAGGAAAUCUUGAUGUCAACGGAGAGGACUACUCCGUUGAACCUGCUGAAAGCAGGAGGCCUUUCCGUGCUCUCUUGGACGUCGGCCUCUUAAGAACUACCACAGGGAACCGUGUUUUUGGUGCUCUCAAGGGUGCAUUGGAUGGUGGGAUUGACAUCCCUCAUAGUGAGAAGAGGUUUGCUGGAUACAGCAAGGACUCUAAGCAACUCGAUGCAGAAGUUCACCGCAAGUAUAUCUAUGGUGGCCACGUUACUGCUUAUAUGAAUACUUUGAUGGAAGAUGAACCUGAGAAAUAUCAGACACACUUCAGCUUAUACAUCAAGGCGGGUCUUGAGGCAGACAAUCUUGAGGAGAUGUACAAGAAGGUUCAUGCUGCCAUACGCGCAGACCCAUGCCCAAAGAAGUCUGGAAAGCAACCUCCCAAGACACACAAGAGGUACAACCUUAAGAAGCUGACUUAUGAAGAGAGGAAAGCUAAGUUGAUUGAGAGACUCAAUGCUUUGAACGCAGCUGGUGGAAAUGAUGACGACGAUGAGGAAGACGAUGAUUAGUGAAUUUGUAGAAGAACUUUGAAUCCUUGUUGCCUUAAGGUUUUCUAUUAAUAUUGUUUUUCUUUUGCUACUAGGUAGAAACCUCAGUUUUGCAUGCUUAGUAGAAUGAGACUUGUCAAUUUUGACAAUGUAUGGGAUUAUAUUUUUGCUU